Molecule: messenger RNA, 219 nt
Organism: Triticum turgidum subsp. durum (durum wheat)
Lineage: Eukaryota; Viridiplantae; Streptophyta; Magnoliopsida; Poales; Poaceae
Source: the annotation of a GenBank genome assembly
AUGGCCGAAGAAAGGAAGGCCUCGCUCAAGAAAAAGAAGGUGAAGAUCACCGCCAAUGCGGAGGAGACCAAGAUGUUGACCUUAAAUGUGGACUCUUUGGAUGCCGACACAAUAAUCAUCGUGCAAUCCGUUCGCCACCAGAUGUUGCAGAAAGAUCAGUUGGCGGCGUCGGACGCCGAGGACGCGGAGGCUGCCUACACGGCGGCGACAACACCUUGA